CCUCUCUCCCCGGGCGAGGCCCCAGGUCUCUCAGCCACUGUGGAGAUGGGGGAGGAGGACCCGGAGUUCUUUGUGGUGCAUUCUUCUCACUGCAACCCUCUCAGCCUGGCCCCCUCCUCCCAUUCCACCCCAACACCACUCAUACCCCGCCUGCCAGCUCGGGCUCCCCAGCCCCCAUUCCACGUGGACCAGCCCGGACGGGGUGGGAAGGAGGACAGGAAGCGGGGGAGCCACCUCUGGGAGGAGGGGGAAGGAGGUUCUCCCGGCCUCACUGCCCGCCGUCCGGACUCGAGGCACCAUGUUCUCGGCCGGGCCCCCCAGCUACACUCUCCUCCGGCUCCCCCUGCUGCCGUUGCUGCUGCUACUGCUGGUGCUGGCCUUGGGGAGGGGGCUGGGCCGAGCCAGCCCGGCAGGGGGGCCCCUGGAAGACGUGGUCAUCGAUCGGUACUACAUCCCCAGGGCCUGUCCCCGGGAAGUGCAGAUGGGGGACUUUGUGCGCUACCACUACAACGGCACUUUUGAGGACGGCAAGAAGUUUGACUCCAGCUAUAACCGCAACACCACGGUGGCCAUCGUGGUAGGCGUAGGACGCCUCAUCACCGGCAUGGACCGAGGCCUCCUGGGCAUGUGCAUCAAUGAGCGGCGCCACCUCAUUGUGCCUCCACACCUGGGCUAUGGCAGUGUUGGCGUGGCGGGGCUCAUCCCACCUGAUGCCACCCUCUAUUUUGACGUGGUCAUGCUGGAUGUGUGGAACAAAGCAGACACCGUGCAGGUGGACAUCUUGUUGCGCCCGCCCUUCUGCCCCCGCAUGGUCCAGGAUAGUGACUUUGUUCGCUACCACUACAAUGGCACUCUGCUGGAUGGCACUUCCUUUGACACCAGCUACAGUCGAGGAGGCACUUAUGACACCUACAUCGGCUCUGGUUGGCUGAUCAAAGGCAUGGACCAAGGGCUGCUGGGCAUGUGUCCUGGAGAGAGGAGAAAGAUCAUCAUCCCUCCAUUCCUGGCCUAUGGCGAGAAAGGCUACGGGACUGUGAUCCCCCCGCAGGCCUCCCUGGUCUUUCAUGUCCUACUCAUUGACGUCCACAACCCAAAGGACACUGUCCAGAUAGAGACACUGGAGCUCCCCCUAGGCUGUGUCCGAAGAGCUGUGGCUGGGGACUUCAUGCGAUACCACUAUAACGGCUCACUGAUGGAUGGCACCCUCUUUGACUCCAGCUACUCCCGCAACUACACCUACAAUACCUAUAUCGGGCAGGGUUACAUCAUCCCUGGGAUGGACCAGGGGCUGCAGGGUGCCUGCAUAGGGGAGCACCGGAGAAUCACCAUCCCACCCCACCUGGCCUAUGGGGAGAACGGAACUGGAGACAAGAUCCCUGGCUCUGCUGUGUUGAUCUUCGACGUCCACAUCAUCGACUUCCACAACCCUGCAGAUCCGGUGGAAAUCAAGAUACUGUCCCGGCCCCCUGAUACUUGCAAUGACACCACGAAGCCUGGGGACUUUAUUCGAUACCACUACAACUGCUCUCUGCUGGAUGGCACCCAGCUCUUCUCCUCGCAUGACUACGGGGCACCUCAGGAGGCGACUCUGGGGACCAACAAAGUGAUCGAAGGCCUGGACACAGGCCUGCAGGGCAUGUGUGUGGGAGAGAGGCGACAGUUGGUCGUGCCACCGCACCUGGCCCAUGGGGAGAGUGGAGCCCGGGGGGUUCCUGGUAGUGCUGUGCUGCUGUUUGAGGUGGAGUUGGUGUCCCGGGAGGACGGGCUGCCCAUAGGCUACCUGUUUGUGUGGCAUGAGGACCCUCCUGCUAACCUGUUUGAACACAUGGAUCUCAACAAGGAUGGAGAGGUCCCCCUGGAGGAGUUCUCCACCUUCAUCAAGGCUCAAGCGAAUGAGGGUAAAGGACGUCUUAUGCCUGGGCAAGAGCCUGAGAAAACCAUAGGGGACAUGUUCCAGAACCAGGACCGCAACCAGGAUGGCAAGAUCACAGUGGAGGAACUCAAGCUAAAGACAGAUGAAGACCAGGAGCGGGUCCAUGAGGAACUCUGAAGGGCAGGGAGCCUGGGCCUGGCCUCAGACACAAAGGCCCACUGCUAGGGGGAUAUGGCAGUGGGACUGACCUGCUGACUGUCACCCUCUGCUGGGAUGACAUCUAGGAGUCCAGAUGCCUAAAAAGUCAGAGGAAACAUCUCUGGUCUUCCAGAAUACAGACUUCUGUUCCAUUUUCUUCAACCCCAAAGACCGUCCUUAAAAGGAGUUACAAAGCCAGUUAGGGGACAGUGGGGUCCAAGAUUGGAUGGGGCCAUUGGUGGCCCUUCUCAUCCACCUAGUCACUAGGCAGGAGGGCUGAGCUCCUCAUGUCUUUAUUUCCCCAAACUUUUGUGCUUCUCCUAGCCGUGCCCACCUACC
Messenger RNA from Otolemur garnettii (small-eared galago), 2410 nucleotides. RefSeq names its product FK506 binding protein 10 (gene FKBP10). The record is from RefSeq and is a predicted model, not a curated record. Gene Ontology annotation, molecular function: peptidyl-prolyl cis-trans isomerase activity; calcium ion binding. NCBI's taxonomy places the organism in Eukaryota, Metazoa, Chordata, Mammalia, Primates, Galagidae. Bases 299 to 2050 code for a protein of 583 amino acids. The transcript is spliced from 10 exons.